CGCCUGGUGUCGGAGGACGGCCGCCAGCAUUUUCGCUUCGACCGCGCCAGCGGCCGCCUCGUCGUGGCCGACAGGCUGGACCGGGAGCAGCUGUGCGGCCAGGCCGACACCUGCACGCUCCCCUUCGAGCUGCUGCUGGCCGACCCGCUGCAGUUCUUUCGGGUCGAGGUCACCCUCGAGGAUAUCAAUGACCAUGCGCCGGUUUUUCCCGAGGAAAGAGUCACUUUUGAGAUCCCCGAAACGAGCGAUCCGGGCUCUCAAUUUCCUCUAGAGGUUGCUCUGGACUUUGAUGUUGGCAGCAACAGUGUGCAGGCAUACAGUAUUGUUCCCGAGAACGAAUACUUUAGUGUCUCCUAUCAGAGUGGGAUUAGGGGCAAGGAAUAUGUAGAACUUGUUUUGGAAAAGCCCCUAGACAGAGAGGAGCAGGCAGAGAUGGAUUUUAGUCUCAUUGCUGUGGAUGGGGGCUCUCCACCCAGGAGUGGGACAACCCAAAUUCACAUUACAGUUCUGGAUGCAAACGACAACGCUCCAGUCUUCACACAGAAGGAGUAUGACGUGAAGGUGUUGGAAAACGUACCAGAGGGUUCUGUGGUUCUGAGUGUGUUGGCAACAGAUCGGGAUUCAGGACUUAAUGGGGACAUCUCCUACCAAUUAAGCAAAGGAGUGGGCAAGAGCGACUCAGCGUUUGAGAUUGAUUCCAUAACGGGAGAAAUUAAACUCACAAAGCCUCUGGACUUUGAGGCAGCACAGACUCAUGAGCUCAGUGUGAGGGCCACAGAUGGUGGGGGCCUCUCGGCAAUCUGCAAGGUGUUGGUGGAGGUGUUGGAUGUGAAUGACAAUGCACCCGAGCUGCUGGUCAGUUCCUUCAGCAGUCCCCUCGCCGAGAACUCCGCGCCCGGCACGGUGGUUGCCCUCUUUACUGUCAGGGACAGGGAUGCCGGUGCCAACGGCAAGGUGUCCUGUGCCCUCGACCAUCAGCUCUUCUUCUCCCUGCGGCCAGCCUAUAAGAAUUACUACGAGCUGGUGACUGUGAGGGCGCUGGACCGGGAGGACACGGCUCAGCACAUCCUCACUGUGACUGCUGUGGAUGGGGGCUCUCCACCCAGGAGUGGGACCACCCAAAUUCACAUUACAAUUCUGGAUGUCAAUGACAACUCUCCAGUCUUCACACAAAAGAUUUACCAUAGGCAGGUCCUGGAAAGCGCACCAGAGGGAUCUUUGGUCCUGAUUGUGCUGGCAACUGAUCCAGAUGCGGGAGUUAAUGGAGAAAUCUCCUAUCAGUUCAGUCAACCAGUCAGUCAGAGUGACUCCGCGUUUGAGAUUGACUCCAGGAGUGGAGAAAUUAAACUCUCAAAGCCUCUCGACUUUGAGGCAGCACAGACUCAUGAACUCCGUGUGAGAGCCACAGAUGGUGGGGGACUCUCGGCAAUCUGCAAGGUGUUGGUGGAGGUGUUGGAUGUGAAUGACAACGCACCCGAGCUGCUGGUCAGUUCCUUCAGCAGUCCCCUCGCCGAGAACUCAGCGCCCGGCACGGUGGUUGCCCUCUUUACUGUCAGGGACAGGGAUGCCGGUGCCAACGGCAAGGUGUCCUGUGCCCUCGACCAUCAGCUCUUCUUCUCCCUGCGGCCAGCCUAUAAGAAUUACUACGAGCUGGUGACUGUGAGGGCGCUGGACCGGGAGGACACGGCUCAGCACAUCCUCACU
Messenger RNA from Empidonax traillii (willow flycatcher), 1704 nucleotides. RefSeq names its product protocadherin beta-5-like. Gene Ontology annotation, cellular component: plasma membrane. Gene Ontology annotation, molecular function: calcium ion binding. Gene Ontology annotation, biological process: homophilic cell-cell adhesion. NCBI's taxonomy places the organism in Eukaryota, Metazoa, Chordata, Aves, Passeriformes, Tyrannidae. The record is from RefSeq and is a predicted model, not a curated record. The transcript is spliced from 2 exons. The annotation marks the transcript as partial.